Molecule: messenger RNA, 2562 nt
Organism: Pseudomyrmex gracilis
Lineage: Eukaryota; Metazoa; Arthropoda; Insecta; Hymenoptera; Formicidae
Gene: GlnRS
Product: probable glutamine--tRNA ligase
Exons: 10
Coding region: 123-2468 (781 amino acids)
Biological process (GO): glutaminyl-tRNA aminoacylation; translation
Cellular component (GO): cytosol; aminoacyl-tRNA synthetase multienzyme complex; cytoplasm
Molecular function (GO): glutamine-tRNA ligase activity; ATP binding
Source: RefSeq, a predicted model, not a curated record
AAAAUGAUGCAAUAGUACUGAUAGUGCGCUCCUUGAACGUAGCCAUGGUGCACUGCUUUCUCCAUACACGUGCAACGUGAAUGAUUUUCUGUGAAAGUCUUAGCUUUUAGAAAAAAAUCAAAAUGCCGGCAAUAAACGAAGACGACUUGAAACUAUUUCAAACAAUCGGAUUGAGCGAACAAAAAGCUAAGGAAACUCUGAAAAAUGCAAAUGUCACGAAGAAUCUUAAAUUGGCUCUAAACGAGGCAACUAAAUAUGGCAAUGUUUCUCAAGACAAUGGUAUUUUGCUGUAUCAUCUAUCUUCUAAGAUAAAAAACCAGAUUACAGAUAAACUGUCGUUUGUUGUUAAGUAUAUAGCUGAAAAGAAGCUGGAUACUGUACAAAGAGUAGAUGCCGCGCUGACAUAUUUAUUGACUAAUGUCAACAACAAACUGAAUGUGACAGAAUUUGAGGAAUUUUGUGGCAUAGGAGUAGUAGUUUCUCCUGAACAGAUAGAGGAGGAAGUAGAAAAGAUUAUAAAUAACCAUAAAACUGAAAUACUAGAAAAGAGAUACCGUUUUAAUUCUGGCCCAUUAAUGCAGCAAGUACGCACUAUUUUGAAAUGGGCAGAUGGUAAAGCAAUCAAAAAUGAAUUUGAUAUUCAACUUCUUGAUUUAUUAGGCCCAAAAACUGAUGCUGAUCUUGCAUUGCCAACUAAACAAGUGAAACAACCGAAAGAUAAACAAGCAAAAUCAAAGAAACUUGAUGUUGCAAAAGAAGAACAAAAGGAAGCGUCAAAUAAUGAAAAGGUGGGAGCAAAAACUAUAAGCGAACUUAUGAAGACUAAAGUUCACUUUCACAAACCUGGCGAAAAUUACAAGACCGACGGAUAUGUUGUAACAUCAAACACGCAUCGUCUUUUGCAAGAACACUUGAAAGCUACUGGCGGCAAAGUGAGAACGAGAUUUCCUCCCGAACCUAACGGGAUUUUACACAUCGGACAUGCAAAGGCUAUUAAUAUCAACUUCGGAUACGCCGCUGCUUACGGCGGAUUGUGUUAUUUGCGAUACGACGACACGAACCCUGAAAAAGAAGAAGAGAAAUUCUUCGUUGGAAUACGCGAAAUGGUGGAAUGGCUUGGCUAUAAACCAGCCGUGAUCACGCACUCUUCCGAUUACUUCCAACAAUUGUAUGAAUUGGCUGUGGAGCUGAUAACAAAAGGUCUGGCCUAUGUUUGCCAUCAGUCCAGUGAGGAAAUGAAAGGUUUCAAUCCUUUGCCGAGUCCUUGGCGGGACAGACCGAUCGAAGAAAGCUUACAGUUAUUUGAUGAUAUGAAAAAUGGCUUGUUGGAAGAAGGAGAAGCUACUUUACGCAUGAAAGUGACUUUGGAAGAGGGCAAGCAGGAUCCUGUUGCAUACAGAAUAAAAUAUUCGCUUCAUCACCGAACCGGUGAUCAAUGGUGCAUCUAUCCGACUUAUGAUUACACCCACUGCUUAUGCGACAGCAUCGAAAAUAUCACUCACUCUCUUUGUACAAAAGAAUUCCAAUCACGAAGAUCAUCCUACUAUUGGCUUUGCAAUGCCUUGAACGUUUAUUGCCCUGUGCAAUGGGAAUAUAGUCGAUUAAACAUGAAUUAUACUGUAGUUUCCAAGAGAAAAAUUGCCAAGUUGAUAGAAGAGGGGAUAGUGUCUGACUGGGAUGAUCCUAGAUUAUUUACACUGACUGCUCUACGUAGACGUGGAUUUCCGCCGGAAUCUAUAAAUAACUUUUGUGCUCAAAUGGGUGUAACCGGAGCACAAUCGACCGUUGAUCCGACAGCGCUGGAAGCAGCUGUCAGAGAUGUUCUGAAUCUCACCGCUCCUAGAUUUAUGGUCGUUUUAGAACCUAUUAAGUUGACUAUCAAAAAUUUUCCUCAUCAAGAUUUCAUAGAGCUCGACGUGUUCGAUUUUCCCAACGAAGUAGAAAAAAAACAUAAAAUUAAGUUCAACGAAAUUAUAUACAUAGAAGCUUCGGACUUCAAAGAAAUCGAGGAGAAAGGUUUUCGACGUCUGACACCAAAACAACCUGUAGGUUUGAAGUAUGCAGGUGUUGUGGUGACAUUUGAAGACAUCGAAAAAGAUGACAGUGGCAACAUCAUAAACAUAAUUGUCAGACAAGAACUCGUGACGGAAAAUAAUAAACCGAAAGCCUUUAUCCAUUGGGUAUGCAAUCCUGUAUCGGCUUCGGUCAGACUAUACGAGCGUUUAUUCAAGCAUAAAAAUCCAGAAGAUAUAAAUGAAGUACCAAACGGAUUUUUAAGCGACAUCAAUCCAGCCAGUAAAAAAGAAGUCGUAGCAUACAUGGAUGAAAGCUUAGCCAAAAUAGCGAAAGUGUACGAUAAGUUCCAGUUCGAACGUUUAGGUUAUUUCUCUGUCGAUUCCGAUACCAAACCUGGCAAGAUUGUUUUUAAUCGCACUGUAACAUUGAAGGAAGACGCAGGAAAAGUGUGAGCAUAUUUUUGAGGAAAGCACUAUAAACAAGUUUAUUUUAUUGCUUUUAUUUCUUUUUCUAUAUAAAGAUGCAAAACAAGUAUGUAUGCAACAG